Molecule: messenger RNA, 684 nt
Organism: Nerophis lumbriciformis (worm pipefish)
Lineage: Eukaryota; Metazoa; Chordata; Actinopteri; Syngnathiformes; Syngnathidae
Gene: stpg4
Product: sperm-tail PG-rich repeat containing 4
Biological process (GO): epigenetic programing of male pronucleus
Cellular component (GO): female pronucleus; germinal vesicle; male pronucleus
Molecular function (GO): chromatin binding; histone binding
Source: RefSeq, a predicted model, not a curated record
UCAGCCAAAUAGUGAAUGGUACUGCAAUGAGCACCGUGCAACAUACGGACCCAGGAACAAACAGCCGUCUCUAUGGUUGAUUUCAUUUUUAGGGAUGGUAACAGAGCAGAAAAGGAUACAACAAACCCUGGCGUCUAUCACAUUGAGGAAGCAGACCUGAACUCCGACAGGAAGACCUACGGGUUUAUAAGGACCGGUCGAAACCAUCAGACUUUGGGAUUGCGAAAAGGGGAUCUCUUUCUACGUGGAGCUUACGACCUGACUGACUCCACCCAAGAGGUUCUGCGGCACAAGAUGUCCUCCUCCUUUAAAGCAUGUCCACGCCUUCACAUUGUCACGCUGGGUAUCAUAGACAAGCAAAUUAACACUUCACCUUGUGAUUACAACGUGGCAAAGAAACCAGUGGAAAAAAUGCCCUGCAAGCAUGUGAUGUUUCGGUCAAACGUUCAAAGGAUCAUCUUUCCACCGAAGGAGGGUCCUGCUCCUUACAUCUACAAUCCUCAGAGCAGGCCCGGAAAAGGCAUCACUUCCCCUUUCAAAUCAAAGUUGCCACGGCUGCACAUCGUGCGUUCAACAACGCCAGGGCCAGGGGCCUACAAACCCUGCUGGAAGUCAGGUGACCACCUGAGCGCACAGACCACUGAGGAUCCUUCCUUCAGUCUCCUCUUCCGUAACAUUCCCUAG